Molecule: messenger RNA, 770 nt
Organism: Pseudogymnoascus destructans
Lineage: Eukaryota; Fungi; Ascomycota; Leotiomycetes; Thelebolales; Thelebolaceae
Exons: 1
Coding region: 162-770 (202 amino acids)
Biological process (GO): transmembrane transport
Molecular function (GO): transmembrane transporter activity
Source: RefSeq, a predicted model, not a curated record
GAUUCACGCAGGCUUUUCACAAAAUCAGCAGGCCCUGGUUGGAAGAUGAGAUCAAGAUUACCGUUCACAUCGCCGAAACGUUGCAAAGGCAGAAAUACCUCGUCAGGCUCUGUCGGGCGUUGAUGGCGUACGGCGCGCCGACGCAUUGACUAGAGGAGUAUAUGAGAAUGACUGCGAGAGUGUUGGACCUGGACGGCCAGUUUCUGUACAUUCCUGGCUGCAUGCUUAUUUCGUUUGAUGAUGUGUACGGCCAGUUUCUGUACAUUCCUGGCUGCAUGCUUGUUUCGUUUGAUGAAGCCAACUUUAUCGGCCUGCCCAUCUCCUUCAUCCUGGGAUGCGUGCUCGGAUUUCUCCAAUUGAUCAUCGCGCCAAAGUCGGAUCUGUAUGCGAAUGUGUUUGAAACCAGUGCAGCAGUCGUCACCUCGUUUCUGGCACGUGGGUUUGGAAGCAUCCCGUACAACGGGGGACGGCGGCUGUUUUGCUUUUCGGCGCUGGCCCAGUCGUCGAUUACGUUGAUCCUUCCGGGGUAUAUCAUUCUAUGCGGAUCGCUUGAACUUCAAUCAAAGUUGAUAGUGGCUGGCUCUGUCCGCAUGGUCUACGCUGUCAUAUACUCGCUCUUCCUUGGAUUCGGCAUCACCAUUAGGACGGCCAUGUAUGGACUAAUGGACACCAACGCUACGUCGGCAACACCCUGCGCCAGGCCGAUGAACCAAUACGCCUGCUUUGCAUUUGUACCUCUAUUUAUGAUGUGCUUGUGUAUCAUCAACUAG